This is a messenger RNA of Eufriesea mexicana, 1731 nucleotides long. RefSeq names its product acid sphingomyelinase-like phosphodiesterase 3a. Bases 75 to 1481 code for a protein of 468 amino acids. Lineage: Eukaryota; Metazoa; Arthropoda; Insecta; Hymenoptera; Apidae. Gene Ontology annotation, molecular function: phosphoric diester hydrolase activity. The record is from RefSeq and is a predicted model, not a curated record. The transcript has 10 exons.
GUGACUUCGUACACUAGUGAGCACUUGAAUAGACUCGCCUGUUUUUCUCCAAUACAUUAUCCAAACCUGAAAAGAUGAUUCGUGACUAUCUGAUGCUGCUGUUGUGGCUGUGCGUGGUACAAGGAAAAAUAGGGUAUUUCUGGCACAUCACCGACAUCCACUAUGACCCAAGAUACUCCACCCAGGCGAACGCAGAGACCGCAUGCUGGAACACGUGGAAUGGCGUGAGCAGCGGCCGGAAGACGCCCGGAGAAUUCGGUGACUAUGGCUGCGACUCACCCUGGGCCCUGGUCGAAUCGGCAGCGAUGGCGAUGACGACUCAUCACGGUGAAGGAAUCAAGUUCGUUCUUUGGACCGGUGACGCGCUGACGCGCUUUACUAACAUGAGCGCCGAGUUGCGUCUGCAGUGUUUGCGGAAUUUGACCGAACUGUUGUCUCGCACGUUUAAGGAACAAUUUGUGUUUCCGGCGCUCGGACACGACGACAUUGGGGUGAGCUUCUCGCAGCACGCCGAGCUCUGGAAGCAAUGGCUGCCGCAGGAGGCUUUGGAUACCUUUAAAAGCGCCGGAUAUUACACGAUAGAGCAACGCUCGGAGAAGUAUCGAAUCAUUUUCCUCAACACGAACUUGUGGCUAAAGACGGACGACAAUCGUACGCUGCAUCGCUCCGGAAGGAGCAUGAUCGACAACACGCAGGACCCUUUCAACCAAUGGUCCUGGUUCCAGACGACCCUCGACACGGCCAGAAGCAAGAAGGAAACGGUUUACAUCGUGGGUCACACACCACCGGGGGUGGACGAUCGUCGGAGCAGUGCAGCGGUGUUGAGCGAGCGUCACAACACCAAAUACCUCCAGCUGAUCCGCCAGUAUUCAGACAUCAUUCGCGGUCAGUUCUUCGGUCACUGGCACUCGGACACUUUUCGCGUGGUUUACAGCGAUACCGGUCUGCCGGUGUCAUGGAUAAUGAUGGCACCCAGUAUAUCACCCAACAGUCUCGGUGGGCCCAGCAAUCCAGGUCUAAGACUGUACAAGUUCGAGACUACCACUGGUCAGGUGCUGGAUUAUACGCAGUACUAUCUUAAUCUGCCGGAUGCGAAUUCAAUCGGCACGGCAAACUGGUUGGUCGAGUACUCUCUGCUUGAGUACUACGACCUUCAGGAAAUUACGGCGAUCACUCUUCACGACCUGGCCGACCGAUUCACGCAAUUCAAUGAUCACGCUUUCGUCAGAUACUACGCGGCGAACACGGUCUCGUUGCCGCGGGAAGUGGAACAAAUUUGGGGCUGCGGAGGACCACUGAACGAGGCCUGCGCCCUUCACCACUACUGCACGGUCACUCGGCUGAACCCCAAGUCCUACAGAGAGUGCUACUCGCUGUACGCCUACGCCCUCGCAUCCACGGGUCCAUCUACACCGCAGCUCUAUUUCUCGCUGCAUCUGCUCGUGCUGAUGGUCUGCGCCGAGUUGCUGAGGAACCGGUAGGAUGGGACCCGAACGACCCAGCGAAAGACGGCUGCGUGACAAGCGACCGGAACGCAGCUCCCUGCUCUUCCUGCUGGGCUGAGACGUCGCUCGCCUGCACACAAUCCCGGCGACCGAUCGAGCUCUGUCCAAGUCGCAGAGAUCUUUUCAACCAACCACCGAUCUCCGUCGACGGAUGACUCGUUCCGUUAUCGCGAUAUUCGUCCGAUAGAGGAGCCGGGCCGAGAAGAGAAGGGAGCAUCGAUAUGUA